Molecule: messenger RNA, 765 nt
Organism: Nakaseomyces glabratus
Lineage: Eukaryota; Fungi; Ascomycota; Saccharomycetes; Saccharomycetales; Saccharomycetaceae
Gene: STE14
Product: protein-S-isoprenylcysteine carboxyl O-methyltransferase
Biological process (GO): C-terminal protein methylation
Cellular component (GO): endoplasmic reticulum; membrane
Molecular function (GO): protein C-terminal S-isoprenylcysteine carboxyl O-methyltransferase activity
Source: RefSeq, a predicted model, not a curated record
AUGACUGGAUCAAACAAAUCUGAGAAAUUUGUGCCUGAUGCGGAAGGCCUGCCUGUAAUAAUAAAUGGUAAAGCAUACCCAGACAUUCGUCGCAAUCCAUUAGAUGACAUUGCUGUAACCUCAUUUGCACUGGGAAUCCUUCUCGGUAUAUUCGUUGGUCUCCUUACAUUCACACAGUUCAGAAAUUUCAAUGUUUAUAUCAUUGCCCUGUCAAUAUUCCAUUUCCUUGAGUUUUAUGUAACUGCCAAGGUGAACCCAGGUAAAGUCAACUCAGACUCCUUCCUUUUGAACAAUGGUAUCGGUUAUCUUGGUGCACACAUGUUCGGUGUCCUUGAGUGUCUUGUGGAAAGUAUAUUCUUUCCUAAUAUGAAGAAGAUUAGCAACUCUUGGGUAGCAAUAUUCUUAACAAUCAUCGGGGUAAUAUUGAUACUUUUAGGUCAAGUGUCUAGAUCAAUGGCCAUGUAUCAAGCUGGUAAGUCAUUCUCUCAUAUCUUGAAGACGGAGAAACUCGACGAUCACACAUUAGUGACCACAGGCAUUUAUGGAUAUUUGAGGCAUCCAAGUUAUUUUGGUUUUUUCUGGUGGGCUAUAGGGACUCAAUUGCUACUCUUAAAUCCAAUUGCAUUGAUUGUCUUUGUAGGCGUGCUUUGGAGCUUCUUUAAUAAGCGCAUAUUAAUUGAGGAGAAAUACCUUAUACAGUUCUUUGGUGAGCAGUACAUAAACUACAAAAAAAGGGUCAAGGUAUGGAUACCGUUAAUUGAUUAG